AAACAAUAGCCCUGUAUUCAGCUCCAAUAUCACAUUCUCCCAAUCUUCUCUUCUUUCUCUUCAUUCAGCAAACAUGGCUUCUUAUGCGCAGCCUAAUCCUCAAGCCUACCCCGCGCCACCAACAUCAUACCCUCCACAAGGACAGAUGCCCUAUUCUGCACCUCCUCCGGUAGGGUACCCUACAGCCGACACUGCUGCUUACCCUCAGCAGGCUCCAGCCAACACCAAGAAUCGUGGCGAAGAUGAUGGCUUCUGGAAAGGAUGUUGUGCUGCUCUGUGUUGCUGCUGCGUGCUGGAGACCUGCUUCUGAGAGUGGAGUGGAUCUUGCUG
Molecule: messenger RNA, 330 nt
Organism: Phalaenopsis equestris
Lineage: Eukaryota; Viridiplantae; Streptophyta; Magnoliopsida; Asparagales; Orchidaceae
Product: cysteine-rich and transmembrane domain-containing protein A-like
Exons: 3
Coding region: 74-310 (78 amino acids)
Cellular component (GO): plasma membrane
Source: RefSeq, a predicted model, not a curated record